This is a messenger RNA of Lethenteron reissneri (Far Eastern brook lamprey), 4839 nucleotides long. RefSeq names its product protein interacting with PRKCA 1 (gene PICK1). The record is from RefSeq and is a predicted model, not a curated record. Gene Ontology annotation, biological process: intracellular protein transport; receptor clustering; dendritic spine maintenance. NCBI's taxonomy places the organism in Eukaryota, Metazoa, Chordata, Hyperoartia, Petromyzontiformes, Petromyzontidae. Gene Ontology annotation, molecular function: protein domain specific binding; protein kinase C binding; phospholipid binding. Gene Ontology annotation, cellular component: synaptic vesicle; trans-Golgi network membrane; postsynaptic early endosome.
CGGCUCGGGGUCAGGGGUCAAGUGUCAGAGCGGCGACGGCGGGUGGGAGGUGGAGAGAAGCGGAAGUGGCCACGGUCGCGCCCGGAACGUCGGACUUCGUUCCGAACAACCAGAAGAGGAUCCUAGAACGCAGGCGCGAGGUCGAGUAGCGGCGGCGCUGCCGAACACGAUCCGCUUCUCACCGAGAACUGACGGCGAUCUCGAGCACGAGUUGAUUUGGAGGCGAAACAACAACAACAACAAAAACGUCGAGGGCCAGUCCGACCCCGACAUUGGGACGGGACCCGAAUCCGGAACUCCGCACCCCCCCCCCCCGACUCUGGACGGGACCUCGACGCCGACCUCACUCGGGGGGUUCAACGCAGGACGCGGCAAUCUCUGACGGACCUGAAGCCGACCCGGCGCUGAAGCAGCAACCGUUGCGUCGCAGCCGACAUGGACUUCGACUAUGAGGAGGAUAAACUGGGCAUCCCGACCAUUCCCGGGAAGGUAGUGAUCCAGAAGGACCCGCAGAACAUGAUCGGCAUCAGCAUCGGCGGCGGCGCGCCGCUCUGCCCGUGCCUCUACGUGGUGCAGGUGUUCGACAAUGCUCCGGCAGCGAAGGACGGCACGCUGAUGGCGGGCGACGAGAUCGUGGGAGUGAAUGGGAAAUCGGUGAAGGGCAAGACUAAAGUGGAGGUGGCGAAAAUGAUUCAAGCUGUGAAGGGUGAAGUGACCAUGUACUACAAUAAGCUACAGGCCGACCCCAAACUAGGGAAGACCAUGGACAUUGUGAUGAAGAAGGCGAAGCACCGUCUGGUGGAGAGCAUGAGCUCGUCGACGGCCGACGCGCUGGGACUCAGCCGCGCCAUCCUGUGCAACGAUGGCCUCGUUAAAAAACUGGAUGAACUGGAACGCACGGCUGAGCUGUACAAAGGCCUGAUGGAGCACACCAAGAGGCUGCUGAAAGCCUUCUUUGAGCUCUCACAGACUCAUAAAUCGUUUGGCGACGUCUUCUCCGUGAUCGGGGUGCGGGAGCCUCAGCCUGCCGCCAGCGAGGCGUUCGUCAAGUUUGCCGAAGCCCAUCGCAGCAUCGAAAAGUUUGGCGUGCGGCUGUUGAAGACCGUGAAGCCGAUGCUCAGUGACCUCAACACGUACCUCAACAAGGCCGUGCCCGACACGAAGCUGACCAUCAGGAAGUACGCCGACACCAAGUUUGAGUACCUGUCAUACUGCCUCAAGGUGAAGGAGAUGGAUGACGAGGAAUACAGCUACGCGGCCUUGCAGGAGCCGCUGUACCGUGUGGGCACCGGUAACUAUGAGUACCGGCUCAUCCUGCGCUGCCGCCAGGAUGCGCGCGCUCGCUUCGCCAAACUGCGCAAGGACGUCAUGGAGAAGAUCGAGCUGCUGGACCAGAAGCAUGUGCAAGACAUUGUGUUCCAGCUGCAGCGCUUCGUGUCGGCGAUGUCGCGCUACCACGACGACUGCAACGCGGUGCUCAAGGAGGCGGACGUGUUCCCCAUCGAGGUGGACCUGGCGCGCACCAUGCUCAGCUACGAGUCGCAAGGACCCUACGCCGAGACCGGCCACCGCCGCCGCCAUGACGACGAGGACGACGGCGACGACGACGACGAGGAGGACAACAGAGGUGGCGACGACGAGGAGGGGGGUGAUGGAGGAGGCCAGGACGACGGGGCCGGGAUGAUGGCCGACGACGGGACGGAGGAGAACGGGGAGAAGCUCAUCGAUGACUUGUGAUGCGGUGGCGGUAGGAGGUUGUUGGCGGUGGUGAGGUUGGAGGAGGUUGUGAUAGAGGAGGAGGUCGUAAAGGUGGUGGAGGUCGUGCAGGUGCAGGAGGUGUUGGUGGAGUUGGAGGCAGCGAUGGGGAGCGGUGGUUGAGAUGGAGGUAUCAUCGGCUUAUUAUUUGGUUACUUUUCUGAUUUUAAUUGAAAAUGUAUGCACACCUGUUUGUGCAAGCAAGUGUGCAUAAAUGCAUAAGCCAGUGCGUGUACCCACGGGUACACGCAGCGGCUGCACCUCUUAUACCUACACGUACAUACAUGUAAAUAAAUCAUUGUAUGCGCAUGCAUGUACAUGCAUGUGUAUAACACGUGCACGUGCAUAUGUGUACCACAUGCCAAUUACACGUGCACGCAUUCCAGUAACACGUGCAUCCUUAGCAUGAACGGCACAGCACAUGUGCACGUGUCGCCCCACAUAGGUUCUUCGAGGCGUGCAAGACGCACACGUGUACACGCAUUCAUGUGCAUAUGUGCAAAGUUCAUAUCUGUACAUAUGUGCGUGCCUGGACGUAUAAAAGUGUAACGCACACACGUGUAUCCCUGUACACAUGUGCAUGUAUCGCAUGUUUACCUGUGCUAGUACGACUGUGUGGGAUGUGAACAUGUGUAUUACACGUGGCUCACGUAGAUGUAUGCACAGGUGUAUACUGCACAGGUGUAUACUGCACCUGUACACGUGCACGUACGUACAAGUGUAUAUCUGUGACUACGUGUAGUCAUGUAUGCAGUCUACGUUAACGGUGCAUACAUGUGCAUUGUAUGUGCAUAUGCAUAUAACAGUAAAUCGUCAUAUACACAGUGUGACACGUCCUGUGGUGUACAUGUAUGUAGACCUGUACGCAUACACUUGUACGCAUACGCCUGUGCACAUACAUGGGUAACACCUACUGCAACUGGACACGUGUAUAUCAUGGACACGUGUACGCCAUCUACUUUGCCGUCUCGUUCGCCAGCAAUAACUUUGGGGGGGGGGGAAGGGAGGGGGGAUUAUUGUGGCAGGGGGAGCUGUCGUUCUUACCCGAAGGCGUUACAUUUCUCUGAGUAAAUUAUUGGGCGGUGGUGGUGGUGGGGUGGGGCGUUAGGCACAGAUGGGAGCACCAGAGCAACCCCCCCGCCUUUUCUGGUCAUGUCGUUGAAUUCAAAAUGUUCGAAGGGGUUUCCUAAGGGGGGUUGCCUGGUCUGGGGUUACAAACCCCUUGACGUCCACGUGCAGUGGGUGAAUGUGUAAAUAUUGGGCAUAUCACUCCACAGUACUAACGAUAAUCCUUAAACUAAAUCUUGCGUCCGACUAUAAAGCUUCCCAAAGCUUAUUUAUGCUGCGUUUUCUGUAUUUUCAACAUUCAAUGUUUAGAGGUGAAACCCUUGAAAUAGCAAGCACUGGUUGAGUGGAAUAACAACUACCUUAAGCACAUGUUAGGCAUGGGAUGGAUCAUCCUGCGCGUGGACCAUUGAUGAUUUUCUACGACUGUUUUGUGCAAUUGGUUUACGUGAAACCUGCAGCUCGCUACAUUCAACAACACGACGUUAGGAGUGUAGAACAUUGAAUAGUGACUCCCGAGUUGUGACAUUUAAUUGAAUCAGCAGGGGGAUAAAUUGUUACUUGCCUAAUGUGUGUGCGCACGUGUGUAUAUACUGUGUGUACAUGCGUUCACAACAACGAGUGGAGCACUGGGCGGCUAAAACGCAGCAACUUGACAUUGCGGAGCAGAGGUGGUGCACGCUCCAGUCAUCCCAGUCAAUCAACCUAUGGCACCUGGGUCUGUCCCUUGACCACCUUAACGUGGCCCCAAAGUGCACCUAGCCUGGCACAAGUCCCGUGAUGAUAUCACUGCCACUUAGUGGCGAACGGCAGUUGUUGCUGUCCAGCGAACUACGUUCACCGAAGUCCGUUGUUAGUCCUGGUGUCGGGAGGAAAGCUCCCACGCUGCAGUUUCCUCUGGGUUGUGGGUUAAUAUUAACCCACUAUCCAGGAAGGUUCUGUGCUGAGUGAAUUAUAUGGUUUAAAGAUAGGGCUAGGGUUCGUUUUCAUUGUUUGGGCUAUGAGGCGAGGCUUCGUGAUAUGGUUACAGAUGAGUGCUAAUAUGCCGAAGAUUAGGCUAAUGGUUUAGGGUUAAGAGGCGAGGGGUAUGGAUAGUGCAAUAUUACAGCGAGGAUUAUAGUUCUAUACGGCGAGGAAGGCUUUGGGCUCUGAUAGCUGGCAGCGCUCGUGCCCACGGGGUCCACCGUGUGUCAGGCUGGAGUCGAUGAGAGAGACCGCGUCUCUGCGUCAUUGUCCUCACUGGAAGAGGCGGGGGAGGGAGAGACACGUGCCACAGGGCCACAGGGUUCACAUUUGUUUAUGCGAAGUGGCGCGCGUGUGUUUGUCUUUGAGUCACUUUGUUCAAAGCAACGACGUAGCCAAGGGAGUGGCACGUGUGCGGUUACGCACGUACGCACGCGUGUGUGUGUUACAGACGCAUGUGUUGCUUACGCGUCUGUGGGGAGCGGUAGUGUGGGGGUUAUCGCGUUGCGCUACGAACCCAGGCUAUCCGGGUUGGAUUCCCGCUCACGGUUCUCAUUGGUGACGAUUAUCUGAACUGGUCCUGGGCCUGUCCUAGGUCGACUCGGCCUCAAAUGAGUACUUUGUGCGGUGUGUAAACAUUGCCACCGGGUGUCGUGUUGUCCACCCCCCCCCCCCCCCCCCACUGCUUCGUGUGCCGUUCCGGCCUUCAUCGGUGCUCGCUAACAGCACUUGCCCCAACAGUCUGUUCAGGCUAUAAGGGUGAUCUUUGUUACAGACAGCUCUCUUGUUCAGCCUUAUAGACACGUGUUUGCAAGCACCUAUUAUAAGGCUGGCAUAUUACCAGUUAUUGUGUUGGUGUGGCCAGCCCAACACACGUCCUUCAUAAUAUUUGUCCUAAAUAGGUGCUCACUUAAUCAAGCACUGGCCUCUAACAGUCUGUUAAGGCUGUAUGGGGGAUCUUUGUUUGAGGUUUUUUUCCAACAACAAAAGAAACCUAAGACCACUACUGAUGCUGUUCUCUAAUGCAUAUCAUUCAAUAAAAAUGUUAUACUGGGA